Messenger RNA from Drosophila hydei, 2744 nucleotides. It is a transcript of the gene hoe2, whose product is annotated as P protein. Lineage: Eukaryota; Metazoa; Arthropoda; Insecta; Diptera; Drosophilidae. Gene Ontology annotation, molecular function: arsenite transmembrane transporter activity. Gene Ontology annotation, cellular component: membrane. The record is from RefSeq and is a predicted model, not a curated record. The transcript has 6 exons. The coding region runs from base 155 to 2713 and encodes 852 amino acids. Gene Ontology annotation, biological process: transmembrane transport; arsenite transport.
AAAAUGUUUCGACACGACUCGAGUCACGAUUCAGUCGCAACGCGAGCCGUGGCCUGACAGCAUGUGUACGGUUAACAGUUCAACAAAAGGGUGUCCAGCAGUAUAACAGCGCCGUAUAACAGUAUAACAGCGUGUCGUGUAGUAUAUUCUAAUCAUGGGCCUGCUCGGCACGCUGCGUCGACUUAGCCCAAGUCCACGCAGCCCCUCGCGCGGCAUCGAGCUGCAGCAUCGCAGCAAAACGCAAGUGGAUCUGCAGGUUCCAGUUCCGCCGCCAGUUCCGACUACGGUUCAGUCCUCACCUCAGCUCACGGAGCAAACGUUGCAGGUGUGGCGUGCACUGCCAGCGGAGGUACGACAUGAUCCCAGCAUGGCGAGCUUUCAAAUGGAAAACGAACGCAUUCACGGCUCCAUGGUCGGAGACAGCGAGGCGGAGGAGCCCGAUGUGGAGGUCGAGUUAGAUGUGGAGGAGGAUAAGCAGGAUGAGCGUAAGUCUAGCUAUGCAGGCUCCGAUUUUCUGGAUAUCAAAAUGAAGCCGAAUUAUGAGGGUGACAAGAGUACAGAUGAUGAGGCAACGACAAUUCACUCGGACCACGAGUCACAUGCAAAUGGACCCGGCAGUGCGAAGGCUGUGGCUCGGCGUCUUCAUCACAAGUCGAAGCGCUCCAAGGAGCAACAGCAGCGCGACAAACUAUUCAAGAGAUGCGGCCUACUCGUCAUCUGGGUCCUAGCAGCCGGAGUCUUGAUCAGCGUGGGCGAGAAGCAGCUGCUGGAGAAGAUCGUGCAGGUGCCAAGAGGAGAGCUAGGCAAAUUUUUUCAGCUGGAACAGAAGCCCAUGGGCGACUUCUAUUUACGGCUGCAGGGAGCCUUCGAGCAGUCCUUCAAGCAGUUGCAGACAGAGCUGGAGGAGAACGAGACAGACAGUCGCAGCUAUCUAUUCGUACAGCCGCAGUUGUCCUAUAAUCGCAGUCAGGACUACGAGGACAUUUUAUCGCCCUGGCAGCUGCCUUUGGUGUCCGAUGAUCAGCUUUUCCAGUCGCCCGCUGUGCACCGGAAUCACACCUUUCACAUAACUCCCGAGCUGAGCGACUUGCUCGCCCGUAGGGAAAGCCAGAUGCGUUUGCACAUCUACAGCAAUGCCCAGCAGGAUUUGGCUGUGGAUCUUAGCUACAAUCCGUUGAUUGUGAACAAUCGCACAGGCAGCAUUCUGGCGGGACUUAUACUGCUCCUCUUCUAUGGCCUGCUCAUCUCGGAGCAACUCGAUCGUCCCUUUGUAGCUAUUAUCUGCUCUGUGCUCUCUGUGACGGCCUUGGCCGCGUUUCAAGAUCGACCCAACAUGGAGGAGAUCAAGCAGUGGAUGGACAUGGAGCUGCUGACUCUACUCUUCUGCAUGAUGCUGCUCAUUCUCAUACUCACCGAGACGGGUGUCUUCGACUAUCUGGCUGUCGUUUGCUUUGAAGUAUCUGGCGGCAAAAUCUGGCCCAUGAUCUAUAGCCUCUGCGUGAUCACCUGCUUGGUGUCCAGUGUAUUGGACAACAUGACCACAGUGCUGCUGCUCACACCAGUUGCGAUUCGUCUGUGCGAGGUCAUGCAGCUAGAUCCCAUACCCGUUGUCAUGGGCAUCAUUGUCCACGCGAACAUCGGCGGUGCUCUGUCGCCCAUCGGAGAUCCGAUUAGCAUCAUUGUGGGCACUAAUCGCUUCAUCGUCGAGAAUGACAUCAACUUUCUGACAUUUAUCGCGCACAUGCUGCCCGGCGUACUCUUGGCCGUGCUGCAGAGCUGCGCCUAUUUGCGCCUUUACUAUCGCAACAUGGAUGAGCUGCGUCUCAAUGAGCCCAAGGAGCUGGGCGAGUUGCGGCGCGAGAUUAAGGUUUGGCAACGCGCUUUAAAUGCGAUUGGAGCCUGCUCGAAGGAUGCGCAGCUGGUGCGCGGCACUCUGCAGGGCAAGGUUAAACAGCUCAAGCGAACGUUGCGGCGCAAAGAACGUGGCGUCGGCUCCACUGAGAUCUAUACCAGCACGCUAGAUGAAUUGAAGCAGAAGUACCCCAUCAAGAACAAGAAGCUGCUGCUGCAAUCGACUGGUGUCCUGAUCUUCGUCAUCGUCUGCUUUCUGGUGCAGUCAGUGCCCCGUUGGCGCACCCUACCUCUGGGAUGGGUCUCGCUGCUGGGGGUUAUCCUGCUGCUGAUCGUGGUGAAUCGCGAGGAUAUGGAGCACAUGAUACAGCGCAUCGAGUGGACAACGUUGCUCUUCUUCGGCGCCAUGUUCGUGAUGAUGGAGUGCGUGGAGCGCCUUGGGCUGCUCGUCAGCAUUGCCGAGCUCACGGAGCACGUGAUUCUCGCUGUGAAUAUGCAGCAUCGACUAACCAUGGCUAUUUUUAUGAUAUUAUGGACGACAGCGCUGGCUUCCUCCAUUUUGGAUAGCAUACCCGUGGCUGCGAUGAUGGUCAAGUUGGUCACCUCGCUGGUAGCCAAGCAAUCGCUGGGUCUGCCGCUGCAGCCACUCGUUUGGGCUCUGACCCUGGGCGCCUCCUUCGGCGGCAAUGGCAGCCUCUACGGCGCCUCAGCGAACGUCAUUGCAGCCGGGAUAGCCGAGCAGCACGGCUACAAGCUGUCCUUCACGCGCUAUCUGAAGACCAUGCUGCCCCUGAUGCUGUGCCAGAUUAUCCUGAUGACCAUCUAUCUGCUGCUGGCCCACAUCGUCUUCGAUUGGAACUAAAACCCAGACGCAGGCAUAUAUCAAACAUCAA